AUGAUUUGCGUGGAGACUCAAUUUUUUAAUCUCAAUAGAAUUCUUCUAUUCGCAGUUGGCUUAUGGCCCUAUCAGCGAACGAAACUCACUCGGUUUCAGGUGAUUUUAUUCGUCAGCAUUUUGACAAGCUUUAUUAUAUUCCAGUUCACAGCGCUUAUAACUACAGAAUGCACACUUGAGUUUAUCAUCAAAGUUUUUUCUACCGCAAUGUUUUUUAGUCGUUACGUGAUUAUAUACAACUCUUUUUGGGUAAAUGCUCAUAGUGUAAAAUAUUUACUGGAACAACUUCAAGAUAUUUGUGACCAAUUAAAAGACAAAAAUGAAAUUGCUAUUAUUGGAAAAUAUGGAAAUAUCGCAAAAUAUUUUACAACCAUAGCAAUUGCUGGCUGUGGUGCAUUUAUUGCCAUUUUAUUGUCAAUAUGGUCACACAUUUUUCAUACUGAUUUUCAUAUAAACGAGUCACGACAAACAGUGCAAAUCGUGACUGAGUAUUUUGUCGAUCAAGAAAAAUAUUUUUAUUUAAUUUUACUGCAUAAAAACGCAGUUAUUUGUAUUGGGAUGACUACGUUGACCGGAACGGGAACGACGCUUUUAGCAUAUGUCACAUACGCAUGUGGAAUGUUUAAAAUUGCAAGUUAUCGCAUGGAAAAUGCUAUGACCACUAAAGUACUCCAAAAUAUUAAUCUGAUAAAUCAGAUUAUGAUUCAUAAAAAAAUAAUUGAUGCUGUCGAAAUCCAUUGCAAGGCUAUAAAGUUUUGUGAAUUUUUAACGUCUACUUUUGAAGGCUCCUUUUUUCCAUUACUAAUAAUUGAUGUGAUUUCUUUGAGCCUGAAUUUUUAUGGAAUUUUUCGAAAUGCAUCGCUUGGAGAUAAUGAAGCAAUUUUAUUACACUUGUUAUUUGCAUUUAUCAUCCUCGUAUAUAUGUUUAUAAUUAAUUGUGUCGGACAAGAAAUUAUAAAUCACAAUAAUCAUGUAUACUUUACAGCGUACAAUAGUCAGUGGUAUGAUGCACCAUUACACAUACAGAAGCUGAUACUUUUUAUAUUAUUAAGAGGUAGACAAACUUACACUCUCAAUAUCGGCGGAGGCUUAUUUGCAGCAUCCUUAGAGUGUUUCGCCACGCUAACAAAAGCAUCAAUGUCCUAUUUCACCUUUAUGUAUUCUAUGGAGGAGUAACAAAACC
This is a messenger RNA of Cataglyphis hispanica, 1183 nucleotides long. RefSeq lists its product as uncharacterized. The transcript has 9 exons. Gene Ontology annotation, molecular function: olfactory receptor activity; odorant binding. The record is from RefSeq and is a predicted model, not a curated record. Gene Ontology annotation, cellular component: plasma membrane. Gene Ontology annotation, biological process: sensory perception of smell; detection of chemical stimulus involved in sensory perception of smell. The coding region runs from base 1 to 1176 and encodes 391 amino acids. NCBI's taxonomy places the organism in Eukaryota, Metazoa, Arthropoda, Insecta, Hymenoptera, Formicidae.